AUGCCAAAGAACUGGAAAGCUUACCAGGUACCACUGUCUUCCAGAGUGGCCCACCAGCUCAGACCACCCUCCCUGGAGCAGCUCUUCCUCAGACACCGUGCCAUCUCUGUUUCUAGGGACAGCGGUUCAGUGACACAGUGUGAGCAGCAGAGCCACGGGAUGAGGCCCCAGACAGCAAACCCAAGGAACGGCAGCGCAGUGACUGAGUUCAUCCUCGUGGGCUUUGAGCAGAGCUCCCCUUCCACCCGGGCAUUGCUCUUCACCCUCUUCCUGGCUCUCUACAGCCUCGCCAUGGCCAUGAACGGCCUCAUCAUCUUCAUCACAUGGACUGACCCCAGGCUCAACAGCCCCAUGUACUUCUUCCUUGGGCACCUGUCUUUCCUGGACAUCUGCUUCAUCACGACCACCAUCCCACAGAUGUUGGUCCAUCUGGUGACCAAGAGCCACACUGUCUCCUUUGUCUCCUGUUUGACUCAGAUGUAUCUGGUUUUUGGUGUGGGUGUGGCCGAGUGCAUCCUCUUGGCUUUCAUGGCCUAUGAUCGCUAUGUUGCCAUCUGCCACCCACUGAACUAUGCCCAGAUCAUGAGCCAGAAGGUGUGUGUCAGGCUGGUGUGUUCUUCCUGGAUCUUUGGGAUGGUCAAUGGCAUCCUUCUUGAGUAUGUGUCAUUCAGGAAUCCCUUCUGCAAAGACAACCACAUAGAAAACUUCUUCUGUGAGGCUCCCAUAGUGAUUGCCCUCUCCUGCGGGGAUCCCGAGUUCAGCAUGAAGGUGAUCUUUGUGGAUGCCAUUGUGGUGUUGCUCAGCCCCAUGGUGCUCAUUGUCACCUCCUAUGCCCGCAUCCUGGCCUCCAUCCUCCGCAGGGCCUCCUCCUCAGGCCACGGGAAAACCUUUUCUACUUGUGCCUCCCACCUGACCGUGGUCGUCUUUUUGUACACCUCAGCCAUGUUCUCUUACAUGAAUCCCCGCAGUACACAUGGGCCUGACAAAGACAAGCCUUUCUCCCUCCUCUACACCAUCAUCACCCCCAUGUGCAACCCGGUCAUCUACAGCUUCCGCAACAAGGAGAUGAAGGGGGCCAUGGGGAGGGCUCUUGGGAGAGGCAGCCUGGCUCAGGCAGCAUCUGCCAGGAAGAAGGGUAUCUGGAGAGGUUUCCUCGACGGGGAGUAG
Messenger RNA from Arvicanthis niloticus (Nile rat), 1167 nucleotides. RefSeq names its product olfactory receptor 10AD1-like. Gene Ontology annotation, molecular function: G protein-coupled receptor activity; olfactory receptor activity. Lineage: Eukaryota; Metazoa; Chordata; Mammalia; Rodentia; Muridae. Gene Ontology annotation, cellular component: membrane. Gene Ontology annotation, biological process: G protein-coupled receptor signaling pathway. The record is from RefSeq and is a predicted model, not a curated record.